AUGGCUCUUUCGGCGCGCCUCCCGUCGCCCUCCCUCGCGUCUCGAGCCACGUCGCGCCAUCAUAGCGCGGCCGAGCUGCUGUCGGCCGCCGCUGCGCUCCGCGCGGCGCACCCCUUCCUCGCCUCCGCCGCUUCUCCGUGCGCCCUCACCCUCACCGCGUCACCCGCGCCGUCAGCCGCGGCGGAAUCCGACGUUGCGCCGUUCUGCCCGCUCUUCUCGUCGCGACGCACAGUCCGAUUCGCGCAGCGGGCAGGUUCACGAGCCGGGAGGCACGUGGCCCGCGCCAUGGCAGAAGCGGACGCCGCAGCUGCCGCCGUGAAUGGCGGAGCUGCCGCAGCGGCACCCGUGGCGAGCGACGGAGCAGGGCAGCGAGUGGCGCGGGUGGCGAGGAGGACCAAGGAGACGGACGUGGAGGUGACGAUCGCGAUUGACGGCGAGGGGCGCUGCUGUUCCGCCACCGGCAUCCCCUUCCUCGACCACAUGAUGGACCAGCUGGCAUCACACGGGUUGAUGGACGUGAGUGUGAGGGCGGAGGGCGAUGUGCACAUCGACGACCACCACACCAACGAAGACAUCGGCCUUGCCCUCGGCUCCGCAUUGGCGGCGGCGCUGGGGGACAGGAAGGGCAUUCGGCGUUUUGGGGACUUCAGUGCGCCGCUGGACGAGGCGCUCAUCCACGUGGUGCUGGACCUGUCGGGGCGGCCGCACCUGUCGUUUGACGUCACCAUGCCCACGGAGAGAGUCGGCACCUACGACACCCAGCUGGUGGAGCAUUUCUUCCAGUCGCUCGUCAACACCAGCGGCAUGACGCUGCACAUCCGCCAGCUAGCGGGCAAGAACACGCACCACAUAAUAGAGGCCACCUUCAAGGCCUUCGCCAGGGCGCUGCGACAGGCCACUGAAAUCGACCCCCGCCGCGCUCACACCGUGCCCAGUUCCAAGGGAGUGCUCUCACGCACGUGA
Closterium sp. Yama58-4 is the source of this 963-nucleotide messenger RNA. The record is from the annotation of a GenBank genome assembly. Lineage: Eukaryota; Viridiplantae; Streptophyta; Zygnematophyceae; Desmidiales; Closteriaceae.